Messenger RNA from Diaporthe amygdali, 3693 nucleotides. RefSeq lists its product as uncharacterized. The coding region runs from base 1 to 3693 and encodes 1230 amino acids. Lineage: Eukaryota; Fungi; Ascomycota; Sordariomycetes; Diaporthales; Diaporthaceae. The record is from RefSeq and is a predicted model, not a curated record. The transcript has a single exon.
AUGAACCGAUUCAAGACCAAGAAGAAGGGCAAGGAUGACGCAGCGUCCGCGCGUCCGUCCCUCGAGUCCGAGUCUUCUUUCUCCCUUUUCGGACGGAAAAAGAAAUCACAAGAGCAGGAAGAGAAGAAGGAAAUCGACCUGGCAACUGCAUUGCCCUCGAGCGACGAUUUCCGCACGAGUCUCCUGAUGUCCGGACUCUCGGCUCGCUUCUCUAUGCUCCGCGAACAGGAUGACCCCAGUACCAAGAUCGGCAAAGCCAGCGAUGACAGCGUGUUGCUACCCAAGCGACACUCGAGACUAAAUGACUUCAACUUCGGCUCUGGUGGAACUCUUGGUGAUAUCGCCGAGGUUGAAUCUAUCAAGGCACCACCUUUCCUGCGUACUGACUCUACUGCUUCCGAGGAUUCCAGCUCAAUUUUGACUAGGGCACGGCCUACAGAGGGCAAUGUCAUGUUCGGCGGAAGGCAGAAGAUUUACAAGAUCGCAGUUGGCUCUUCCUCAUCUAGAAAUUUAGGUGACGGUAUGAGCGGCCGGGCGCUGUAUGGUGACGAUCUGGCCAUGUCUGCAUUCCAGAAAUGGAGACUGGCUGAAAAAGAUCAGGACCGAACUCACCUCAAUGGGGAAGACAACGACAUUCAUGGUGAGGAGGUAGGCGACGAGUCAAAACAAGUCGAGGACUCGCCCUUCGCGACAAGGGCAGAGUCUCCAUUGCCUCAGGGCUAUAACAAAAAACGUGAGACGUCCUCAACGACUUCUUCGACUCCCUCUGGCGGGCGCAACUCGACUGCUGCCACCUCCGUCGUCUCGCAGCCUACCACGCUUCAUUCGCAACAAACAACUGCGGCAUCCUCAGCUACCUCCACGCCCGCUCUAGAACGACAUGUCACACGGACAAGGAGACUCUAUGAACAGGGAUUGACGCAAGAUCUACAAGAACAGCAACACUCCGUCCUGUCGAGGGUCGACACUCUAACUCGCCGGCCUGUAGGAGUGCGGACUCCGGACUUGGGACAGAAUUCGCCGUCCCCGACGAUGCACUCUUUUUCCGACCGCUUUGGGGAGCGUCGGACCAUCUUGUCCAAGGGUAGCGCCCCAAACUUGAGGUCCAUGAGCCCACCAACUACCGGAUCCUCAAUCGGCACAUUGGACCUCAACACCAAGGCGUCAAAUGCCAUUGACACGAAAACAUCUUUCCUGUCGUCUCCACCCCUGAGCCCCCCGAUCAGCGAUCAUAGUGCCAGUGAUCAAACGAACCUUGCCAUUCAACCGAGGGAUGUUGGCAAGGCAACUGCCAUGGGCGUCUUUCAGAGACCAGCCCAGCCGUAUGAUGACUCCCGGUAUGCUGAACGACAGCUCCAACUGAAACAAGGCCGAGAAACUCCAACCCAGCGCUCCCGAAAAGACUCGAGUACAUCAUUCACCUACUCUCGGUCUCAGUCAGUAGCCUCCAACCGACAGCAGGAUGCAGAUAUCAAGGCCUCUCCCAUGUCAACUCAGAAGGAAGGCUCCGUUGAAGGCUCCCCUCGAGCUGAUCCAGUCGAAUCACCUAUUUUGAAUGAUCUUGUCCACCAACCAGCCUUCUCUCCACAAGUCAGGGUAGAACGACCAGCCGAUCAAGACCACCCAGCUUUACGCGGUUCCGCUAUCCCAACACCGCUCUCUAUCCCAGAACAACCUAAUGAGUCGCAAUCGCCUCUCAGUGGUCAUACUGAUCUGCUCAACGUCAGACCCAAACAAGUCAUGCUAGGAGACUCGCCCACUCUGGGACCAACCUCCGGACUGGGUGGUUUGGUUCGGCAACACUUGCGUACUGAAAGUGACGUUUCGUCCAUUUUUGGCGUUCAGGAGAACCCGGAACCAAUGACAGCAACGAAGAGCCCAUGGGAGGACCAAGACUGGACAACAUCCAGCGGCCAGGAGAGCGAGCGCAGUCCUCGCGUACAGCCAACAUUGUCUUCCCACCACGAGGAAGCACCUAGGUCCAGCGAUCGCAGCAAGCCAGGCAGUCUCUCAGAGUCGCCGCACUCUCCAGAUGAGGAAGAUGAAUUCGCCAAUCAGUUGGCGAAUGCGCGGCGCCGUGUCAGGGAAAAGCUUACUUCCUUUGUUGAGACCGACAACACUCUCUCCAUGUCACCGCAGUCGCCACCAGAUUCAGCUCGAGACUUGCCUCCACCAUCAUCUCGCUCGAAUCCCCUAGGGAUUCUGAGAGGCAAGGGCAGCCGAGGCUCAUUGAUUGACCGAGGUCGGGACGCCACAUCCAGGCCCAACAAGAUGAAUGGAACAGGCGCGGUAACAAUGCCAACCCCUCCAAGUUCUGUAAAGCAGGACUUCGACGAGCAGGAUCGCAGGACGCCGGUCGAGAUCAAGGAACAGCCUGAAGAAGAGGACGGAGACGCGGAACUAAAGGAGGAAGCCAACGCACAUCCUGGCCUCCGUGCGUUCAGGCAGGCGAGGCGCGAAUUGCAGAAGCGCAAGGAGCUCGAAGCUAUGGCGAGACACUCGCCACGCAAUGGUCAGUCCACGAACUCGCCUGCCCCAGAGAAAGGCGUCCACGACCUCGCCCGUACACCUAGUAGGGAACAUCAGUCUGCCAAGUUUGGCCAGCAGCGAAAGUUCAGUGAGGAGCAUAGCAAUACAGGAGUGCCACAGCCACCUCCUCGGUCACAGACGAGAACUGCAAGAGAUCGAAGCGGCUCUGAGGACAGUGCUGGCCAAAGCCGAUCGCGAAGCAGGCCGGCGCAGAGGUCGAGAGAGAACACGAUUUCGCCCGAUAAUCAGAAGCUCAAUACGACAACAGCACUCAGACCCAAGCUACGCUCCCCCGGCUUGCCAGGCACUGAUAUCCGACGCUCGCCUCAUAUGCCCCCGAUGAGGUCCGCUACCAGUGGAGCACAGUCGGUUGUGCCUGGCCCAUUCCUCGACAGGACCAAUUCUGGAACUAAUCUAAGAGCCCUACCCCUCCGGACAGGUAAUGAGCCAUUGUCCGCUGGAGCUUCGCCGCGUUCUCCUCGGAGCGGGCCGUUUGAGCAAGCUCGUGGCGUCUUCUCGCCUACCGAGACAACUGGAUCAGCACCUCAAACACCAACGUACGCUCCCCCGAGGAGGCCUUCGAUCGCACAAUCAAGCACGACAACGAGUACACUCAAUGAUUCAAUGAAAAGGGUCAUUAAUAAGAGCGAUAUUUCGGAGCCAACAUUUAUCAUGUCAACGAGCCGAGUCCCGACCAUGUCUGUUACAGACGCUCGAGAGGCCAGAUCUCGAAGCCAGUCCAGGUCAAGAUCAGACAGCAAUGCCAACGGUGGCUCGCCACCACCACUGCCUCCAGUCAAUCCCAGGCGCAAGCGUGAGAGCUCUCGGACGCGGACUAUCAUCAACGGACUAAUGGGUCGUAACAAUCCUGAGGCAGAUGACACUGCUCUCAGCAUGAGCACGCCCCAUUUGCCUUUGGCAAGGCCGCCAGUGGCCCCGUUCGCGGACUCGUCAACCGAAGACAGAAAGAGUGCCUUCUCAGUCAGCGACGAUGAGAAGCAAGGACCUCGCAAAUUGCUGAGGAAAGCCAGCUCCGAGGUCAAACUCGAUGCUCGGGCCAGUAUCGCCCCGCCUCAGGUUGCGGUUGGACCGCCAGCUGGAAGAGCCGUGAUCACAUCCACUAUGCGCGGCCCUUCGCCCAACAUGCCUGGUGGGAUGUUCUAA